UCUGCACCUUCACAGGUCCAAUGUCUGCACCUUCACAGUUCCAAUGUCUGCACCUUCAUAGGUCCAAUGUCUGCAUCUUCACAGGUCCAAUGUCUGCACCUUCACAGGUCCAAUGUCUGCAUCUUCACAGGUCCAAUGUCUGCACCUUCACAGGUCCAAUGUCUGCAUCUUCACAGGUCCAAACAAUGUCUGCACCUUCACAGGUCCAAACAAUGUCUGCACCUUCACAGGUCCAAUGUCUGCACCUUCAUAGGUCCAAUGUCUGCAUCUUCACAGGUCCAAUGUCUGCACCUUCACAGGUCCAAUGUCUGCAUCUUCACAGGUCCAAACAAUGUCUGCACCUUCACAGGUCCAAUGUCUGCACCUUCAUAGGUCCAAUGUCUGCAUCUUCACAGGUCCAAUGUCUGCACCUUCAUAGGUCCAAUGUCUGCAUCUUCACAGGUCCAAACAAUGUCUGCACCUUCACAGGUCCAAACAAUGUCUGCACCUUCACAGGUCCAAUGUCUGCAUCUUCACAGGUCCAAUGUCUGCAUCUUCACAGGUCCAAUGUCUGCACCUUCACAGGUCCAAACAAUGUCUUCACCUUCACAGGUCCAAUGUCUGCACCUUCACAGUUCCAAUGUCUGCACCUUCACAGGUCCAAUGUCUGCAUCUUCACAGGUCCAAUGUCUGCACCUUCACAGGUCCAAACAAUGUCUUCACCUUCACAGGUCCAAUGUCUGCACCUUCACAGUUCCAAUGUCUGCACCUUCACAGGUCCAAUGUCUGCAUCUUCACAGGUCCAAUGUCUGCACCUUCACAGGUCCAAUGUCUGCAUCUUCACAGGUCCAAACAAUGUCUGCACCUUCACAGGUCCAAACAAUGUCUGCACCUUCACAGGUCCAAUGUCUGCAUCUUCACAGGUCCAAACAAUGUCUGCAUCUUCACAGGUCCAAACAAUGAAGUGAGUCUGGAGACAUAUGACUCAGCGCUUUGGGGAA
This is a messenger RNA of Dicentrarchus labrax (European seabass), 980 nucleotides long. RefSeq lists its product as uncharacterized. The transcript is spliced from 12 exons. The coding region runs from base 21 to 947 and encodes 308 amino acids. Lineage: Eukaryota; Metazoa; Chordata; Actinopteri; Moronidae. The record is from RefSeq and is a predicted model, not a curated record.